Hibiscus syriacus is the source of this 7369-nucleotide messenger RNA. RefSeq lists its product as uncharacterized. The record is from RefSeq and is a predicted model, not a curated record. The transcript is spliced from 13 exons. Gene Ontology annotation, molecular function: ATP hydrolysis activity; ADP binding. NCBI's taxonomy places the organism in Eukaryota, Viridiplantae, Streptophyta, Magnoliopsida, Malvales, Malvaceae. The coding region runs from base 212 to 7012 and encodes 2266 amino acids.
UUUCCGAGUGGGUGUUCAGCAAAAUUUUCAUUUCAUCGUUAAGUUUUACCUAUUAACCUUCGUCUCAUUCAUUCCCUGUUUUGAAGGUUGUUCUUUCUUGCCUGCUUCUUCUCAGUAUUUUCUUUCUUGAUUCUCCUUUAUUGUAUCCAUUGUUCAUUUUUUGUUUGUUUUGCUUUCCAUUCGAACCUCCCCCAAAGAAAAAGAAAAAAAAAUGGAAGCAAUUGCUACUGGUGCUGCUGCCAAUAUCUCUUCUGAAACUGCAAAGGGUAUCUUUCAUGACGCAAAACGUCAUAUCAGAUAUGUAGUUUUCUACCAGAGAUACGUCAAGAAUUUCGAGGACAAACUUCAGAGGUUGAUUGACAAAAGAUCAAGCGUGCAGCAAGAUAUUGUUGUUGCAGAAAGGAACGUGCAGAAGAUUAAAGCGGAUGUGCAAGGUUGGUGCGAUAGAGUGGACAAGGUUAUCGCCGAAGAGGAGGAUAAAGUGAAGGAUCUUCAAGUCAAAGCAAUCAACAAGUGCUUCUUUGGCUUCUGUCCCAACAUCAAGUGUCGACACAAGCUUAGCAGGAAAGCGGAAGAAGAUGCCGCUGCUUUUGAUGAGCUUAUCAAAGAAUGUCAAUUUAACAGCGUGGGCUACCAUGAUCUUCCACAACUCAUAGUGGAUACAAAUUUUGAGGCCUUUCAAUCAAGGGAAAGGGUUUUCAAUGAUAUCAUGGAAUCCCUGAAAGAUUCUACUGCCAGCAUGAUUGGAGUGUACGGGAUGCCUGGAGUGGGGAAAACAUCACUAGUUAAAGAAGUUGAAAGACAACUCCAGGAGGCUAAGUUGUUCAAUUCAGUGGUUAGGGUCACUGUAUCUCAGAAACCUGACAUUCAGAAAAUCCAAGACGAAAUAGCAGAAUCGUUGGGUUUGAAGAUCGAAGAAAAGAGUACAGUUGUAAGAGCCAGUAGAUUAUUUGAAAGGUUAAAUCAAGGGAAGAAUCAGGAGAAGAGGGUUCUUAUUAUUCUGGAUAAUAUUUGGAAGAAACUGGACCUAGAGGAAGUCGGAAUUCCAUUUGGAAGUCAACACAAAGGAUGCAAGAUACUGUUGACGUCACGAAAUGAAAAUGUUCUAAGCAAUGGGAUGGGCGCUACGAUGACUUUUCAGCUUCGUCAUUUAGAUGAAAAAGAAGCCUGGGAGUUUUUUAAGAAGAUGGUUGGGGACAGUUUUGAAAGCGAUAAAGAGCUGCAAUCUACAGCAAUUGAGGUAGCCAAAAGAUGUGCAGGAUUGCCGCUUGCCAUUGCCACAGUUGCUAGGGCGUUGCAAAAAAAAAGUUUAUUUGUUUGGAAUGAGGCUUUACGACAACUACAAAGGCAUUACUCAGAAAACCCGAGCGAGAUAUCUGCUGAGGUAUAUUCUGCUAUUGAAUUGAGUAUCAAUAAUUUACGGGGUGAAGACCUCAAGAAGGUUUUCCUGCUUUGCAGUCUAUUGCAUCGUGAUAGUAACAUUGAAGAUUUGUUGAGAUAUACAAUAGGUUUGGGUUUAAUUAAUGGAGUAGAGACCAUGAAAGAAGGACGGGAUGCGUUGUUAACAAUGAUGAGUACCCUGAAAGAAUCUUGUUUGUUGCUUGAUAGUAACACUAAUGAUGAAUGCUUUGAUGUGCAUGAUCUUACUUAUAUUGUGGCCAAAUCAAUGGCUUCCAAGGACAAUCAGGUGUUUGCCUUAAGAGAGGAGGAUGUUCUAAUAGAUUGGCCAGAUGCGGAGUCAAUGAAGAAGUGCAGCAAGAUUUGUUUGCAAUAUCCUACUAUCAACAGGCUUCCUGACAAUUUGAAUUGUCCACAGCUUUCUCUUUUCCUUUUGUAUAGCAAUGAUCUUUCCCUGACAUUACCGGAUGACUUCUUCAAGGAAGCAACAAAUCUUAAUGUCUUAGAUUUGGCUAGUAUUCAAUUUUCUUCUUUACCUUCAUCGAUUUGUAAACUAACAAGCCUCAGCACGUUGUGCCUAGAUUACUGCAAGCUGGGAGAUAAUAUUACCAUUAUUGGAAAGCUCAACAACUUGGAAAUUCUUAGCCUUUUGAAAUCUGAUAUUACAUUUCUACCAAAAGAAAUUGGGCAACUGGUGAAGCUAAAGUUGUUAGACGUUAGUCGCUGUGCUAUGCUCAAAACAAUUUCAGACGGCGUGUUGUCAAGUUUGUCAAGAUUAGAAGAAUUAUAUAUGGGUGGGACUUCUAUUCAAUGGGGACAAAGCAGUGUCACUCUUGCUGAUCUGCAUGCACUGUCUCGUUUAUCCACUUUAGAAGUUCAAAUCCCAGAUGCUAAGGCGGCACCACACGACUUCUUUCAGGAGUUGCAGAAGUUGAAAAGAUACAAGAUUUUCAUAGGAGAGGAAUGGGAGUGGGAGCGGUUUGGCAAGUAUCGAUAUUCAAGAACCCUAAAACUGAGGCUAAACACGGGCAUGGAUGAUUUGGAUCUUGGAAUUAAGAAGUUGUUGAAAAAAACUGAAGAUUUACAUUUGGGUGAACUCAAAGGCGUGAAGAUUGCAUUGCAGGAGUUAACAGAGGAAGAAAGCAUAUCGCAUUUGAAGAAUCUACAUAUCCAAAAUGGUUUGGAUACUGAAUACAUUAUUAAUGAUGAAUUUGAAUUUCCUCAAUUACGGUCCCUGACACUACAUGAUCUUCCUAAGCUCAUUAGCUUUUUCCCUCAACACGAAACCGGUGCUACUAGCUCAUUACCUCAACAUGAGUUGCCACUUUUCAAUGAAAAGAUAUCGUUCCCUUACUUGGAGAAUUUGUGGCUGAAGUCGAUUAAUGUUACAAGGGUAUGGCACAACCAACUUUCGAGUACAUCAUUCAGCACUUAUGAGAAGUUGACAACAUUAAAAAUCGAGGGUUGUGGAAGCUUAAAACACCUGUUCUCAUUUUCUAUGGCUAAAUGUCUAGUGCAUCUCACAAACUUUGAGAUAAUUAGAUGCUAUAGCUUAAGAGAGAUCAUUUUCAUGGAGGAAAUAGAAGAAGAAACCCAAACUGGUAUAAAUUUAUCAUUAUUUCCUCGGUUAAAGUCCUUAGAGCUAACUGAUCUUCAGCAUCUGAUUGGAUUUUGCUCCGAUUACCAAACUCAAGUUAUUGAAUUUUCGACCUUGAAGUCACUGAGAAUAUACAACUGUCCAAAAUUGGAGGGUUUCAUAUACAGAUCUUCAAUGAAAGGCAACCAAUGCUUUUCUAAUCAUGUUCUAUUCGACAAUAAGGUUUCAUUUCCCAGUUUGGAGAGAGUGUGGGCUCGCCAUUUGGAAAAGUUGAAGAUGAUAUGGGAGAACCCACUUCCACCAAAUUCAUUUCCCAAACUAAGAGUAAUCAGCAUUACAAAUUUAUCAAACUUGAAAUAUAUUUGGAAAAACGGUCCCAAAGACAUUUUUUCAUUUAAAAAUCUACAUCAAAUAUCUGUGGGGUUUUGUAAGAGUCUGAAGAAUGUAUUUCCAGCCUCAGUAGCCAGAGACCUCCCACAACUCAGUGAUCUUGCAAUAUUUAACUGUGGAGUGGAGGAGAUUAUUUCCAAAGUAGAGGAAGGAUUGGAUUCGGAAACUACUGUCACUUUCGAGUUUGAUAAGCUGUCCUACCUUAGGCUUUGGUGGCUACCAGAAUGCAAAUGUUUCUACCCAGGUAGGCAUACCACAAAGUGGCCAAUGUUAAAAGAGGUAACAGCAGCCGAGUGCGGGGAAAUGAAGAUAUUUGGUACACAACUCGUCACUCACAACCAACAACUUGACUCCCAACCACCACUUUUCUUGGUUGAAAAGGUCAUCCCUAAACUACAACGCCUGCAAAUCGGUGCUGAUUACAUUGCAAUGAUAAGCGGUGGUCAAUUGCCAAACAACCUUUUCCAUAAAAUAAAAGCUUUUAGGGUGGAAGGCAACAGGGCUAAAUUUGUUAAUGAUUUCCAAAUUUCUUUCCUUGAAAGAUUCUACAAUCUAGAAGAGCUUUGUAUCUCUGUUUGUGAAAUCAAGGAGUUAUUCUAUACCGAAGGAGAUACUGGUAAUAAGGGGAUGUAUGAUAGGACACUGUCAACAAUUAGAAAAAUAGAACUGACACAGCUUCAUAAACUAAAACAUAGCUUAUGGAAGCAAGACGUGCAAGUGGACCGCAUUCUACCCAACCUUGAAACUCUUGAAGUUAACAAUUGUUGGAAUCUGAUGAGCUUAGGAUCAUCCUCAACAUCGUUUCAAAAUAUCACCACCUUGAAGGUGUGGGGUUGCAAAGGAAUGAAAUACUUAGAUACAUGUCUAGCAGUGCAGGGUCUGUCUCAACUCAAACAAUUGAUCAUAAGAGAAUGCAUUUCAAUGAAGGAAAUAGUUGGAAGUGGGGAAGAUGAAGCAACGUGCGACAUUAUAUUCAGCAGGUUGAAAAGUUUGGAACUUGUGAGUCUACCACGACUUAAGAGAUUUUGUUCAGGCAACCACACAUUUGGAUUCCCGUGUUUAGAGGAAGUGAUAGUGAGUGGCUGUCCUGAGCUGGAGUUAUUUUGUAAGGGAGUUUUAAAUGCGCCGUUGUUGCAAAGUGUAGAAUAUGGAGAAGGUAAAGAACAUUGGAGUGAUGACCUUGACAGCACUGUCCAACAAUUGCAUUCAAAAAAGGUUGGGUACCAAGGCAACGGGUAUUUGAUCCUAUCCGAAUUUUCCAAGUCGAUGGAAAUAUGGAAGGAGAAAAGUGUAGAUUUCAAGAACCUACAAGAUUUAGAAGUGGAGGAGUGUAAUAGCUUGAAAUACAUAUUUAGCGUUUCCAUGGCCUUGGAACUUGUGCAAUUGGAACAUAUAACAGUGAAGAGAUGUCCCAUGAUGGAGUACAUUAUCAAGAAAGAAGCAGAGGAAUCUGCGAUGGAUACAGUCUUCCUACCAAAUCUUAAGAUGAUAAGACUGGAGUCAUGUUCAGAGUUGAAAAGUUUUUGCAUGGGAAAUAUAACUCUGCAAUGUCCAUCAUUGCAUACAAUUAAAGUAGAUGAUUGUCCAAUGAUGUAUGCAAUGACAUGUACAAGAGAUGGCGAAAACACACCCUUUUUCAAUGAUAAGGUUUUGUGUGCCAAUUUGGAAGGGUUGGAGCUAUCGUCCACUAACAUCCAAAAUUUAUGGCCAGAUGAACCACUCGGUGCUAUAUCCUCUAGUGUUCAUAAGUUGCAAAUCUUAAUUGUGGAGGGUUGCCACAAUUUGGAAUAUAUAUUUCCACCGUUUUUAGUCAAAAAUUUUGUGGAACUCGUUCAACUUAGCCUUGUCGAUUGCGACAACUUAGAAGUGAUCUUUACAGAUGAAGCAACAGCAGAAGAAGAAGGGAUAACUGAGGCUUACUGGUUCACUAAACUAAAUCUAUUGGAGCUCAGUAGGCUUCCAAAAUUAGGGACAUUCUGUCAUGGAGAAAACUCAGAGACUGAUUCACCAACCCUCUUCAACCAAAAGGUUGUGUUCCCUAACUUGAUCCAUUUGACCAUUCAAGGCAUCGGGAAGUGCAGAAAGAUAUGGCACGAUAAACCCACUAUGAAUUCAUUUAAUGAAUUGACCAUGCUCUGGGUGAAAGACUGUGAAAGACUUUCAAAUAUUUUACCUUUUAGUAUGGUGAAAAGACUUGAAAAGCUAGAAACUCUGGCAAUAGAUGAAGGUAAGUCGGUUGAAGAAAUAAUUGGACCUGAUGACGAUCACUUACGCAAUUCCAAUGAGUCACACGCAGUGACAUCCGCCCAAUUGAUCGAACUCAAAUCAAUCACCAAGUUUGUGUUUCCUAAAAUGAGAGAGUUGUAUCUUCGAGUGCUACCCAAGUUGAAGGGUUUCUACUCCAAGGUGCAUACUACGGAAUGGCCAUCCUUAAAAUUAUUGGCGGUAAGUGAUUGUAGCAAGGUAGAGAAUUUGGCUAGGGAGUAUAUCAACUUUGGAGAAACACAAGGAGAGAGCCAACCUCUAAUCCCUGUUCAACAACCCCUGUUUUGGGUCACUGAGGAAGCAUUCCCCAAUUUAGAAGAAUUGCAUGUGAUUCGGAACAGCAAUAUGAAGGAGAUAUGCCAUGGAGCACUUCCAAACCUAUAUUUUCCCCGACUCACAAGAAUGUGUGUUAUAUAUUGCCAAAUGUUAGAAGAAAUCAUAGUUUUAACAACUGAUGAAAUAACGAAUGGCAUUGUUUUCUCCCAACUCAAUUCUUUAGAACUUGUUAAUCUACCGAUCCUAUCAAGUUUCUGCUCAGGGAAGUAUACCUUAGCAUUUCCUUCCUUGGAAGAAGUAAUCAUCAGAGGGUGUCCAAAGAUGGAAUUUUUCACAAAGGGGAAGUUAAGCACACCGAUGUUGCAUGGACUACAAUCAACUAAAGGCAAGUAUGUAGGGCACUGGGAAGGCGACCUUAAUGUUAUCCUUCAACAGUUGUUCAUAGAAAAGGUUUUUCCGAGCUUGGAGGAUUUGGAGCUAUCUUCAAUCAACAUUCAGCGAGUUUGGAAACACAAGCUUCUGGCCACAUAUUCUUAUGCCCAAAAUAUAACAUGCUUGACAAUCGAGGGCUGUCAUAAUUUGAACUGCCUGUUUUCAUGCUCUAUGGUGAAAAGUUUUGUGCAACUCAAGAAGCUAAAGGUCGAAAAUUGUUACAAUGUGGAAAAUGUGAUCUCUGUGAAAGGAUUAACCAAAGAAGAAAUGAUGAAUCAGAAAACAUUCCGUGUACUAGAAUUCCUAUUGCUCAAAGACCUUCCUAAACUGACGAGAUUCUGCCAUGGAAAUUACUUUGAAUUCCCCUUGUUGACAAGUCUUAGUAUCGAAACUUGUCCUACACUGAAAACAUUCAUCUCUGCUGCAGAAGGAAACAACUCAGAGAUUGCCUCUCCAACUCUCUUCGAUGAAAAGGCGGCAUUCCCUUGCUUAGAGGAACUGUCCAUUGUAGGUUUGGGAAACUGGAGAACGAUAUGGCAGAAGCAGCCAACCAACUGCGUUGUUCAUGUUGAAGAGUUUCAGCCCAAGGAUACAUACUACAGAAAGGCCACUAUUGAAGGAAAAGAUGCCCAAAGUUCUAAAGGAGAGACUUGACUUUUUGCUUUAGUUUCCACUGAAUUCUAAAAGUAGAAUUGCACUCUGCUCGAGUAUGUUGCUGCUGCUCAGUUUGCAGCCAUAUUCCUUGGAUCUGAAGUCAUUUCGCUUUCUAGCUAUAGUAGUUGGAGUUGAGUGCGAGUAUCGUUGGAGUCGAGUAUGCAUCUAACACGGAUAUGUUCCAAAUAUUUGUGUUUAGAGGAUUUAUUCAGAGUCGUGUUCUCAUACCUAUGUCUGAAAUGCAUCUAAGUGUAUGUACUAUGUAGUUAAUGUAGUCUACUAGUGUGAUGAAUAUGAUGAAUUGCAUUUUUCAUCUCUGACUUAAAUGGUCAAUCCAGUCUAGAAAAGAGUCGGUAU